Molecule: messenger RNA, 1977 nt
Organism: Nestor notabilis (Kea)
Lineage: Eukaryota; Metazoa; Chordata; Aves; Psittaciformes; Psittacidae
Gene: ADAMTS5
Product: ADAM metallopeptidase with thrombospondin type 1 motif, 5
Exons: 8
Biological process (GO): proteolysis; extracellular matrix organization
Cellular component (GO): extracellular matrix
Molecular function (GO): metalloendopeptidase activity
Source: RefSeq, a predicted model, not a curated record
GUGGCCGACGCCUCCAUGGUCCGCAAGUACGGGAAGGGGCUGCAGCACUACCUGCUCACCUUGGCCUCCAUAGCCUCCCGGCUGUACGCCCAUGCCAGCCUGGAGAAUCACGUCCGCCUGGCUGUGGUGAAGGUGGUGGCCCUCGGCGAGAAGGAGAAGGGGCUGGAGGUCAACAGGAACGCCGCCACCACUCUCAAGAACUUCUGCAAGUGGCAGCACCAGCACAACCGCCUUGACGAUGACCAUGAUGAGCACUAUGAUGCUGCCAUCCUCUUCACCCGCGAGGAUUUAUGUGGGCAUCAUUCAUGUGAUACUCUGGGAAUGGCAGACGUUGGGACCAUAUGCUCUCCUGAGCGCAGCUGUGCAGUGAUUGAAGAUGACGGCCUCCAUGCAGCUUUUACAGUGGCUCACGAAAUUGGCCACUUGCUUGGGCUUUCCCAUGAUGACUCCAAAUUUUGUGAGGAGAACUUUGGCUCCAUGGAAGAUAAGCGUCUCAUGUCCUCCAUUCUGACUAGCAUCGAUGCCUCAAAACCCUGGUCCAAAUGCACUUCAGCAACUAUAACAGAGUUUUUUGAUGAUGGUCAUGGUAACUGUUUGCUGGACCAACCAAGAAAGCACAUCCUGGGGCCCGAGGAGCUACCAGGACAAACCUACGAUGCCAUUCGUCAGUGCAAACUGGCAUUUGGAUCUGAAUACACAGUGUGUCCUGGUAUGGAUGUGUGCUCUCGCCUCUGGUGUGCAGUUGUGCGCCAAGGUCAGAUGGUUUGUCUGACUAAGAAGCUGCCUGCUGUGGAGGGAACACCAUGUGGAAAAGGGAGGAUCUGCCUCCAGGGAAAAUGUGUUGACAAAACCAAGAAGAAAUACUACUCAGCUUCAAGUCAUGGUAACUGGGGGUCCUGGGGACCUUGGGGACAGUGCUCCCGUACCUGUGGCGGAGGAGUUCAGUUUGCUUAUCGUCACUGCAAUAACCCAGCUCCUAGAAACAAUGGCCGGUACUGCACUGGCAAGAGGGCCAUCUACCGCUCCUGCAAUGUCACACCCUGCCCAGCAAAUGCUAAAUCUUUUAGACAAGAGCAGUGUGAAGCAAGGAAUGGCUAUCAAUCUGACGCAAAGGGAGUCAAGACAUUUGUUGAAUGGGUCCCCAAGUACGCUGGAGUACUUCCCGGAGACGUUUGCAAGCUCACCUGCCGAGCCAAAGGAACUGGAUAUUAUGUGGUGUUUUCUCAGAAGGUAACUGAUGGUACUGAAUGUCGACCAUAUAGUAAUUCAGUCUGUGUGCGGGGAAAAUGCAUCCGAACUGGUUGCGAUGGCAUCAUCGGUUCAAAGCUCCAGUAUGACAAAUGUGGCGUGUGUGGAGGAGAUAAUUCCAGCUGCACGAAAAUCAUGGGAACCUUUACCAAAAAGAGCAAGGGCUACACAGAUGUAGUGAAAAUCCCAGAAGGGGCAACCCACAUCAAAGUUCGGCAGUUCAAGACUAAGGACCAGAGCAGGUUCACUGCCUACCUGGCCCUGAAAAAGAAAAAUGGUGAGUACCUUGUAAAUGGAAAAUACAUGAUCUCCACUUCAGAAACAAUCAUUGAUAUCAACGGGACUGUCAUGAACUACAGUGGCUGGAGUCACAAAGAUGAUUUCUUGCACGCAAUGGGACACUCUGCGACAAAAGAGAUUCUUAUCGUGCAGAUACUUGCAACUGAUCCAACUCAACAAGUGGAUGUCCGUUACAGUUUCUUCGUGCCAAAGAAGCAAGGACAAAUGACUAACUCUGUCACCAGCAGUGGCAGCAGCAGCAAAGUACCUCCACAGCUCAUGCAACCCCGCUGGGUUACGGGGCCGUGGCUUUCUUGUUCUCGAACAUGUGACACAGGAUGGCACACCAGGACUGUCCAGUGCAAAGAUGGGCAUGGAAAAUUAGCUAAGGGAUGUCUUCUCUCCCAGAGACCAUCAGCAUUUAAACAGUGCUUGUUGAAAAAGUGUUAA